Molecule: messenger RNA, 2122 nt
Organism: Hemicordylus capensis (graceful crag lizard)
Lineage: Eukaryota; Metazoa; Chordata; Lepidosauria; Squamata; Cordylidae
Product: GTPase HRas-like
Exons: 5
Coding region: 289-849 (186 amino acids)
Biological process (GO): Ras protein signal transduction
Cellular component (GO): plasma membrane
Molecular function (GO): GTPase activity; GDP binding; GTP binding
Source: RefSeq, a predicted model, not a curated record
CAUUGGGGGGAUUGCACUAGGGUGGGGCACCUGUUUAGAUAACCGGUGCAUAAACAUAGCAAGGUGUGUGCGAAUGCGCGCGCAACUCUGGGGUAGGGCUCCUGGAGGACUGAUGCAUGGGUUAUGAGGAUAUAAAGGGGGCUGGGAUUUUCGGAAGAGUUGUUGCAGUUUAAACUGGGGCAGCCUGGAACUCCACCCAUCAACGCCAUACACUUCUUCCUCUAAGCAGUCUUUCCUCUAAGGCUCCAGCCUUCCGCUGCUGCCAGCUUGCCCCAGUGCCCAGCAGAGAUGACAGAAUACAAACUGGUGGUGGUGGGUGCUGGUGGUGUUGGGAAGAGUGCAUUGACCAUACAAUUGAUCCAGAAUCACUUUGUGGAUGAGUAUGACCCCACUAUAGAGGAUUCAUACCGGAAGCAGGUGGUAAUUGAUGGAGAGACCUGUCUCUUGGAUAUUCUGGACACAGCUGGGCAGGAAGAGUACAGUGCCAUGCGUGACCAGUACAUGAGGACAGGAGAAGGUUUCCUCUGUGUCUUCGCAAUCAACAACACCAAGUCUUUUGAAGAUGUUCACCACUACAGGGAACAGAUCAAUCGUGUGAAGGACUCUGAUGAUGUUCCAAUGGUGCUCGUUGGCAAUAAGUGUGAUCUGCCAUCUCGGACAGUGGAUACUAAACAAGCUCAGGAGCUUGCCAGAAGCUAUGGAAUCCCUUUUGUAGAGACCUCUGCCAAAACCAGACAGGGCGUGGAGGAUGCCUUCUACACCCUGGUGCGAGAAAUCCGAAAACACAAGGAAAAGAUCAGCAACGGCCGCAAGAAGAAAUCUUCCAAACGGAAGUGUAUUAUUCUCUGAAGUAGAGACUGUUGCACUAUUGGGAGUGCAAAAAACCCUUUUGAGUUUGGGUUCCCCCCCCACCCAAGCUGCAAGAUAAAAUUCUGAUGGUCAUGCCCUCCCCCCACCCCUUUUAGCUGGAAGGAGGUGGUGGAGCUCCUAAAAUGUUGAUUAUUCUACUAUUUUUAAAACUGGGACACUGCAUUUGAUAUGAGGAGGACUUGUAACCAUAUUUUAUGUUCCUGUUGCUUCUUGUCCCUUCAUUUUUUAUUUUUUAAAGGUGUUUCUGGACCUUAGGAUUAUAGAGAUCACUCUUAAAAAGUGACCUGGUAUAACCUGAUCCUGCACAUUAGGUGGAAGUAAUAGCACAAAGGCAGUGUCUCCAUCAGAACCUUAGGGGCCUUUCUCAUGUUUGUAGCAUUUUCCCUACCUUGGUUCUCUGUGAGACUGAAGAGUAAGCCAAAUAGACUUGGUGCCACCUUUUAGGCUAGCAAGGGAAUGAUGAUCUGGUGUAGGUGGCAAUCAGAAACGCCGAGAGAAAAUGUGGAAAGCCAAACCCUCUGUAGCGGACUAUUUCAACCCGCUGUAUUAAAAUAGAUGGUGCUCAGUUCUUUUUUUUUCCCUUCAGGGUGGCUGAGUUCUAAGCUUAGUUUGUUUCUCUUUCUGGGUUUUGUUUGGGCUGUUCUUACAUAACAUCUGAGCAAAAGCUCAUUGCCUUUGAAUGAUGGGGGAAAUGUGAUUUUGCUUAUUAAGUCUUCUCAAAAUUGUGUGGUGGGGAGAGGUCAACAAGGUGAGAAAAGGGGGUGUUUGGUUGCUGGUAUGAACAGCUGCCUUCAUCCAGAAGCAGUGGCAGCUAGCUUUGCAAAAGGAUCUCUGCUGCUUUGGAAAUGACUGAAGAUGGGCUCCCAAGAGAAACAUCCUCAUACUUGGCCACUCUCACCUCCUUUACUAAAUGAGUCUCUGAGUACCAUGAUGUUGGCACUCUUUAGAAACAGGAGAGAAAUUUGAUCCAAAGGUCUCUUAGUCUCCCUCUCCCUUUAUCCCUGAAUAUAUUUUUGCUUAGUAAUUGGAUGGGGAUAGCUGUUAAAAGCACUUCCUGUCUUCAAGACCAGCAGGGAAAGGUUUGAAGAUGGCCGUUAGUGAUAAGUCAACUGUUUAUGUCCUGUUGUGUGUUCAACCCUUCCCAAAGCCCUAAGAAUUCUGUGUUAAUUGAUUUGGUUGUUUUUCCACAGAUCUGAGGAACUGUACAAUACAGGCCACCAACCUGGAAUAAAUCUGUGAAUAAGCUAACUGA